AUGGCUUCACAGGCCAGGAACAGCGCAAGACCCGAACUGAAGAAGUCAUCAAGACAUAUGUACGAACGAGAGCCGGCAAACUAUGGCAUCCUCGUCCAGCUUGUCCGCAGCUUUCUCAUAGUUGCCUGGUUCUGCUGCUGCUGCACCUGCAUCGUGGUAGCCCAGGUCGUCGGCCUGCCGCUCUAUGUCAUCAAGAAAGAGUACUUUAAUGCAUGGAUCGCCCUGACCAAGGAGUCCUUUGGCCUCGCCAUCACCGCGCUGACCGAGUGGAGUGCCCCGACCCCGGUGCGCAUCAGUGGUGACCGCAGUGUCCUCGGCCAGGUCACUCUCACAUCCAACGGAGGCAUCAGAACUAACUUCCCUGAACGUCUGGUCCUGAUCGCAAACCACCAGGUCUACACGGACUGGCUGUACCUCUGGUGGGUGACUUACACCAACAAGAUGCAUGGCCACAUCUAUAUCAUUCUCAAGGAGUCACUCAAAUAUAUCCCGUUGGUUGGUCAGGGCAUGACCCUCUACGGGUUCAUCUUUAUGGCCCGCAAGUGGAUGGCAGACAAGCCCAGGCUGCAGCAUCGUCUGAGCAAGCUCUCCAUCAAGCGCGGAAAGUCUUCAUCUGGCAAACCUAAAUUCGACCCCAUGUGGCUGCUCAUCUUCCCUGAGGGGACAAACCUGUCACUGCAUACCAAACAAGUCAGCGAUGCUUAUGGAGAGAAGAAGGGCAUCGCUCCACUCAAGCAUGAGCUUCAUCCACGCUCCACGGGGCUUUAUUUCUGCCUUCAGCAGCUCAGGGGCAGUGUCGAAUAUGUCUACGACUGUACUAUGGCAUAUGAAGGUCCACCAAAGGGAAGCUUUCCCGAUAGCUACUUCACCAUUCGCUCUACCUAUCUCAAGUGUCGCCCGCCAAGGGUUGUUAACUUUUAUUGGAGACGCUUUGCAUUUGAUGAUAUCCCGCUGGAGAGCCAAGAGGAAUUUGAAGCCUGGCUAUUUGAGCGCUGGGCCGAGAAGGACGAACUCUUGGACACUUUUAUUGAAACUGGCAAAUUCCCGCCCUUUGAGAAUUCAGACCUCGUAGAGAUGGACCCAAACAGUCCUGAUAUCCAGACCACCUCUGGCAAGAAUUACGGAUACGUCGAGGGUGUGGUCCGACUUAAUUAUUGGGCCGAGAUUUGCAGGGUGUUUGCCGUUCCUGCUUUCAUUGCUUUUCUUAUUCAUAUUUACCGACGGUAUUACGGCUGA
This is a messenger RNA of Trichophyton benhamiae CBS 112371, 1236 nucleotides long. RefSeq lists its product as uncharacterized. Gene Ontology annotation, cellular component: endomembrane system. The record is from RefSeq and is a predicted model, not a curated record. The coding region runs from base 1 to 1236 and encodes 411 amino acids. Gene Ontology annotation, molecular function: acyltransferase activity. Lineage: Eukaryota; Fungi; Ascomycota; Eurotiomycetes; Onygenales; Arthrodermataceae. The transcript has 2 exons.